GGUUCGUUUUUCAUUCGGUACCUUUCAGUCAGUACGGAACAAAUAUUCAUACAAUCUUUUCGAGAUCUUUUAUAAGUUUUGUAAAUUCAUUUGUACUAACUUACAUCAUUUCGCCAUGCCUUCCGUCGAGUGGGUCUGUGGUUUGCUCUACUACGUUAUGCGCACCUACAUAAAGGUAUUCGUAUCCAGUUGCGAAGCACACUUCCCUAUCGAUAUCCUUGACAAGAUUGUGUAUUUGAUAGAUUUCGCCGAAGUUUCCAUGAAGAUAAUGCGCCGGCCAAGAAAUUACACGAAUCCGACUGAGCGCCAAGCGAGACGCCUUCAAUUCUACAAUUUCCUUUUAAAGUUAAGAUUUUUGGCACAGGUGAUCUACACCUUGGUAGCCGUGGUAAUUGGGACACUUAAAACAUAAAAAUUUAUUUAAUAUGUUCCAAAAAAUUCUAUACAUACUCAUUGAAAUAUUUUUUUUUUUUUUUUUUUUUGACCAUUCUAAGCUUUCUGUAAUCCAUGUAAAAUAGCGUACAAAACGGGACAGGGCUGCGACCCGCGCUGAUUGUUUGGACUGCGAUGUGCUGUAUUACUUGGCUGCCGUGGCUCCUUGAGGGACUGAUCAACUAUUUGUUUAAAUGAUGGACGCCAUGGCGUUAGACAUAUAUUUUUCAAAAUUUUCCCUAACAUGUAGCUAUUCCUGAAAUGUAGCAAAUAAAGCACUGUUCUGCUUCGUACAUUCUC
Molecule: messenger RNA, 732 nt
Organism: Drosophila melanogaster (fruit fly)
Lineage: Eukaryota; Metazoa; Arthropoda; Insecta; Diptera; Drosophilidae
Exons: 2
Coding region: 116-412 (98 amino acids)
Source: RefSeq, marked reviewed